GGCCUCAGAACCUCUUUCCCUCACCCCACAUAUACAUUCUCUAGAGUAUAUAGCCUCUCUGUGACAUCAUCAUGCCUCAAUAUCACAAACCCGACCCCACGUGCGUCAGUGUCUCGGGUUCCAGGCACAUGGCACAGCUGGAUAUCCCUUGAACGUGCAAGGCGAGGGACGCACUCAGCCAGAAUGGGAGACUGGAAAGGCUAUAUCAGCGCAGUGCUCCGGGACCAGCGUAUUGACGACGUGGCCAUCGUGGGCCACUCGGACAAUCGCUGCGUGUGGGCAUCACGCCCUGGCGGCCUUCUGGCUGCCAUAUCCCCGCAGGAGGUGGGUGUGCUCACAGGGCCCGACCGCCGCACUUUCCUGCAGGCAGGUCUGAGCAUUGCAGGCCGCCGCUGCUGCGUCCUCCGUGACCACUUGCUGUCUGAGGGCGAUGGCGUUCUGGACGCACGCACUAAGGGGCUGGAUGGGCGCGCCAUCUGCGUAGGCCACACCCCGCGCGUGCUCCUUGUGCUUAUGGGCCGUCGUGGCGCGCACGGCGGCAUCCUCAAUAAGACAGCGCAUGAACUGAUCAACGGGCUCCGCACGCAGGGCACCUAGCAGGACAGCUAACCUGCCCUCGCAGCUGGGCCAAAAUAAACAGCUGGGCGUGGCUGGUUCAUCCUCUGUUUGUGAGCAUGCAGGGCAGUUGCAGAUGAGGAAACCAGUUUCCUGGAACAUUCUUACAGAGGGGUUACCUAAUGGGGCUGGGAUUCUGAGCCCAAAGGUUUCCCGGUCCUGGCCCUCUUUCCGUGAGUGCCCUGCAGAGGCCUCUGGCCUGACUUCCCAGAGUCCUUUCCCAAAAACUUUCCAUACUUCCAAGACACACUCUAAAGGGAGCCCCUCCCACACCCCUUCCCAGGUGCAUCCCAGCUAGACCCAAUGGGGUCAGGGAGUCAGGCUGGAGGUCAGUGUACUUCUCACCCCCUCUACUUGGCAGUAGGAAGCCUUUGCAAAUGUUGUGAGUGCAUGAGGGAACAGGGCUGGUAGCUUGGAGCGCAGCUCUGGGGUCCCCUCCCAGGUUCUUGCAUCUCCUCCCACAAAAUCCAACAA
Canis lupus familiaris (dog) is the source of this 1089-nucleotide messenger RNA. It is a transcript of the gene PFN3, whose product is annotated as profilin 3. Bases 184 to 597 code for a protein of 137 amino acids. The record is from RefSeq and is a predicted model, not a curated record. Gene Ontology annotation, biological process: regulation of actin filament polymerization; positive regulation of actin filament bundle assembly; actin cytoskeleton organization. Gene Ontology annotation, molecular function: actin binding. NCBI's taxonomy places the organism in Eukaryota, Metazoa, Chordata, Mammalia, Carnivora, Canidae. The transcript has a single exon. Gene Ontology annotation, cellular component: cytoplasm.